AUGUCGUCGACGACUGAUACGCGUUCUCGGAAACGCGAACUGAGGAAACUCAACCAAGAUAUUUGGGAAGGAAAAACUGGUGUAUUCGUCGUCAACCCCCCUCUGGAUACAUCAUUCAAGAAAAACACCGCCGUUAUCAAGAAAUUCCGUACAUCCCUUACACCGGACAACACUGCUUCGUUACUGAAAGACAUCGCCACGGUUUCAUUGGAAAAGUAUUUGCCGGAGGUCAUAUCUGCGGUCUCGGAGGGCCUCUUAAAGGUUAAAAUAGCGGAAAUAAGCACUGCGGUCGAAGUUGUUAGCGCCUUACAUCAACGUUUCGGAAAAGCCUUUACACCAUUCGUGGUCUGGAAUAUCGCGAAAGGUUUAAGCACGCCCGGUAAAGAACAACUGCGAAAUCUGCCAGCGGAUCAAAAGGAGAAGGAAGAGACAACUAGGCUAGCCCGGCAAAGACUACUUCUACGCGUAGCGACAGAGCUUUGGCUUGUAGGAGUUAUUCGAACUUUGGAUGAUGCAAUCAACCCUGACGAUAGUACACCGACGACGACGGGGGGGAGGUCCACCGACAACUCCAAGAAGCAAUCUGCUGCGACUAUAGCAAGGUCCGGAGAUGAUGAGCCGUUACCAUUGGAGGCAUUAAAGGACAUACUAUCCCGCGACCGUGAGGGUGUCAACCUGCCACUUGUAGUCCUUUUCGUUAAAACUUUCUCCUGGGAUGUUUUGGGCGUAAAAGUAAGGACAGGAGGCCGUAGGGCAGGAGGCGGCGAGGGCGGCGACGAUGCUGAGCCAGGGGAUGGAGAACACGUCAAUGGCAAUGGGGCCGUCGACGCGGCUGACCUGCCACUCGCCGAUCCUACAGUUCAAAUUAGGUUUCGUAACGUCUUAUCGACAUACUUUUCUGGUGUUAGCAAAUAUAUCCAUGGCGAACACCGCAGACUUCAACAACAAGCCAAGCGGAAUUCCGAGGCGUAUGUUCGUUCGGGAGAGGUUUUCGAGGAUCGACAACAGGCGUUUGAAAAAGCGACCAAAGCUCACGAAAAACUAGUCGCGAGUGCUCAAGUUGUAUCUGAGAUUCUAGGAUUAGAGAUGCCCGACCUUAGUGAUGAUGAUGAAGCCAAAGAAAGUGGUGAGGGAAUGAUUCGCGAAUCUGGGAGUAUGUUUAAGAAGGGCGAAGAGGCCUCUGGAAACGGAAUGUGGGAGGAUGACGAUCAACGCCGGCUCUAUGAGGACCUUAUCGACCUCCGUGCUCGCGUACCAUCUAUUCUAUUGGACGAGGGCCGGAAAGCAUCUACUAGUGACAAAAAGGAGGAGGAGACAUUGAAAACGGAAGUUGUCGAGACUGGCGAAGAAGAAUUGGCCGCUAAAGUGGGAGACCUGGAUCUUACUGAAUCUCUCGAAAGGGAUACAACUAUCGCCAAUAAAACAGUUGGCGCUCAGGUCGAUGCGCUCUUGAUUCGCCUUCCUGAGCUGACAAACCGUGAACUGAUCGACAAUUUCGCUUACGACUUCUGUUUCUUGAAUUCAAAGGCAUCACGUAACAGGCUUAUCAAAGUUCUUGAGGAUAUUCCAAGAGGCAGAUCUGAUCUCCUUCCGUACUACUCCAGGCUCAUAGCCUCUUUGUCAAAGGCCGGGCUUACCGACGUUUCUUCUGCGAUGGUUGUUUAUUUGGAUAAAGAAUUUAGAAGUCUCCAGAAACGCAAGGAAAAGGAACAAUUGACUGCUAUUCGGACACAAAAUGCAAAAUAUUUCUCAGAAAUGACUAAAUUCGGCCUCGUCCCCGAACAUGUCAUCUUUCACUGUUUCAAAGUUGCACUAGAAGACUUUUCCAAGAUGAACAUUGACAUUAUUUGCAUUCUCUUGGAGGGAUGCGGGCGAUAUUUACUUCGAAAUCCUGCAACUCAACCCCGCAUGAUUACUUUCCUCGAAACUCUUCAGCGGAAGAAAGAUGCCCACCACCUGAGCCCACAGGAUCGUAUUGCUAUCGAGAACGCCUUCUAUUACGUCAACCCACCAGAAAGGCCCUCUAUAGUAGCAAAAGAACGGUCCCCAUACGAACUUUACGUCCGCAAGCUAAUAUAUCUUGAUCUCAACAAGAAGAAUUUCAAUAGAACGAUCAAGUCCCUCCGUAAAUUGCAUUGGGAAGAUCCUAGCAUUGUCAAUAUGCUGGCUAAGGUGUGCACAAAAAUCUGGAAAGUUCGUUAUAGCAACGUAAGCUUGAUUGCUAUCGUUGUAUUCGGGUUGUUCCGAUACCACCAAGACUUUGGCAUUAGAGUCGUAGACGGCGUUCUUGAAAAUAUCAGAAUUGGCCUCGAGGAGAAUGAUUACAGAAUGAACCAGCGAAGAAUCGCUAGUAUUAGAUAUCUCGGAGAUUUAUACAAUUAUAGCAUGAUCGAUAGUCCGGUCAUUUUUGAUACUUUAUAUUUGAUUCUGAGUUUCGGAUAUGCUGGAACUCCACAGCCUGGUAUGUAUAAUCACCUUGAUCCUCCGGAUAAUCACUUUCGUAUUCGUCUCGUUUGUACUCUCCUCGAUACGUGUGGACACUGUUUCGACAGGGGGUCUUCAAAGAAGAAGCUGGACUUCUUUCUCGCCUUUUUCCAGUACUAUAUCCACCUGAAAGAGCGCACUCCGAUGGACAUUGAGUUUAUGAUUCAAGAUACGUUCCAACUUGUCCGGCCGAAUUGGAUUCUUCACACAUCACUCGAAGAAGCCGGGAAGGCUUUUCAAGAGGCCACAGCUAAAAUCUAUGGCCCUGCUGAAGCUGCCGACGAUGAUUCUAGUUCGAAUGAGGACGCAGCUGGUAGCGAUGGCGAAGAUGUCCGCCUCAAACUUUUGGGCGAAGAUAUGGAUAUAGAAGCAGGCGUCAAUGAAGACGAGGAUUCUGAUAGCGCAGAUGAAUCAUCCGAAUCUGGGGAUAUGGACGAAGGUCUUGUUUAUUCACGGCCUCAAGAAUACAGAGACCCGGAAGCAGAAGCCGAUUUCGACAGGGAGUUUGCGAAACUUAUGGCUGAGAGUUUGGAGAGCCGUAAAUUUGAGAGAAAAACUGUCUUCGAUGUUCCUUUACCCAUCAAGAAAAGUAUUGUGGUUCCGACUGCGCCCCCUACGGGUGUUAUUACUAUGAGCAUGCUAGAAGAAGAGGACGAAGAAGUUCCGCUACCACCCCAACAACCAGGAAUCAUGAAGUUCUCAUUACUCACGAAGAGAGGCAACAAGCAACAGACCCGUGAUAUCGAGCUGCCGUCAGACUCUACUUUCGCCGUAGCCAUGAAGAGUAAGCAGGAGCAAGAGCGUGAGGAGCGUCAACGUAUCAAAGAUCGCGUUCUCCAUUACGAGCGUAUGGAGGAAGAUACUGCACCCCCUGAGCCUCAACGAUUGAACAAUCUCAGCGGUGCGAAUAUCAAGUACGGCGCGAACGUAAAAUACGGUGAUAAAGGCGGGGUUUCGCGUGGAAAGAGACUUCAGCUCGGAGACUUUAAUUGGUACGGCUCGAACCCAAAUCACCCACGCAAAGCCGGCAAUCCACUCUUAAUUGUCGGGAAAUCCCCCAACAUUUUGCGAGACCACUCCAAUUCCUCCCCAUUGUGUAAAUUGGACCAGACGCCUGCAGUUUCUCUCUUAACCGCCAAGCCUUCAGUUCAACAGACGAGGGAUAAUGGGAAAGAGCAACUUCAAAUUAACGUCAGCGCCCAGAACUGUCAGGGGCCUUUGCAAAAGGAUAUUGUUCCCGCUCGACUUUGCCGUGAGAAGAAUGAGGAUUUCUACCCCCUCAACGGGAACAAGUCCACUAUCACCAAAUGUCAGGGUCGACUACAACACACACAUGCUCCACCACAGCAAUAUGGUAAUACAAGGGGCAAGGGCUUCGCGCAGCCGCAUCAAAAUCCUUAUCCCCGUGGAAAUUCUCGAGGUCGAGGUGGAAACCAUAGUUACAACCAGCUGACUUCUCAUCGUGGCCGUGGUGGCGGCUUUAAUCGCGACAAUUACACAGGACGUAACUCAACCUUUCGAGGCCGCGGGAACGGUGAUUUUUCACAUCGACAGCCUCCUCACAAACGUCUUGGGAUCACUGGCGGGAACAAGAGUGGAGGUCAUAACCCAAUCGAACGUGGUGUUGGGAUUGUAGCAGCACGAGCUGUGACAGUUUCAACCACAAAGGUGAAUCUAUCGCCCCCACCGCCGAUUUCCGAAUCUCAAUGGCCAGAGCUUGGGAAGAAUUAG
Molecule: messenger RNA, 4215 nt
Organism: Orbilia oligospora ATCC 24927
Lineage: Eukaryota; Fungi; Ascomycota; Orbiliomycetes; Orbiliales; Orbiliaceae
Exons: 8
Coding region: 1-4215 (1404 amino acids)
Biological process (GO): nuclear-transcribed mRNA catabolic process, nonsense-mediated decay
Cellular component (GO): cytoplasm; exon-exon junction complex
Molecular function (GO): protein binding; RNA binding
Source: RefSeq, a predicted model, not a curated record